AUGUGGGACCCUGCUGAAGAAGAUGCACAACCAGAAGCUGCACACCCGCCACAUCGUCGAAAUGAGACAGGAGAUGGUGAUCCUGAAGAUGAUGUAUCGUUUAUGGCACGGAAUGCAGCGAACUGGAGAAGAGCGUCACAGUCAGCCACUUCGUCGUCGACACUGUCUUCAUCACAGUCAUCUUUUGUUCAGGAGGAUUUGAGAAGAACAGUAGUUUUCACCCUUGACGGUAGAGCAUUUCCCACUUCUCUGCCAUGGAGUGACACGAAUGAACAUCACGCGAUUGUGGCCAGAGAUGGAAACCUUGUCGAAAGUCAAAUUGCACGACUUUGGCAUGUGAUGCAUCGACCUACAGACCUGAGCCGUCUCAACCUUCAGUGCCUCAUACUUCAAAUGAGAAACGAACCCAGGCCGGCAGAAUUUAUGCGGAUUGUCCUGAUCGACAUUGACAUCUACAACACACAAAGCUUCCAACCGUUUGCGAUGCGUCGGCAAGCGAAAUGGUUGCCACGUACCAUCAACAGAAGAUCAGUUUUCCGAUUGCUUGGACUGGACGAACAAUUUCAAGAACAAGAAGAGCAUUGCCACCUCUGGCACAAUCACGCCGUCAUUGAGGCUGAGCAAUGGGACCCAAUGCAUCUUGAUGAUGGCGACUACAUUCAAGUGCACAUUGGAGAGAAGAUUCCAUCGCUGAGCUGCGAUUCUGAUCCAACCGAGGGUCACAACAGAUCCAGUAAUGCAAGCUGGAAUCCCUCGGAUGCAAACAUUGAAGAAGAUGACGUAGAUCUAUUUCAACGCAGCCUCAAACAACUACCACUGACAUGGAAAAAACUCCAGCAGCAACUACAGUCUGUUCAAGUCAAGAUUGCACCUGAACAUCAAAGACAGCCUGCCUCUCUACACAAUCCCAGCAAAAAUGCGCAAGAUGCUCAUCGCCCGCAGAGAUCAGUGCGUUUCCAGCCUGAUGACUUGAAAAUGUUCGGCAGUCUUUUCAGGAAUCAUGCAAUCAUUGAGUGCGAGGAAGAAGGAGCCAUUGCUUAUCUGGAAACAUGGAUGAUCCAUCAUCAAACUAUGAGAACAUGCACGGCGUCGAGAGCAGUGAGGAUCCAAGCUGACUCAGCCACAUGGAUUGACGACAUCAUUGAGCCGUGGGAGGGGGAUCUUGACCCAGACCUUGAAGUUGUCAUACACCUGGUCAACCCGCAACCUCCGUGCACCAACUUGGAAUGCGUGCUGGCCCACUUGAUCCUGGAACAGUCGCAGAGAAGAGAGCACACCAUUGGCAUGAUCUCAGUAGUGCGACAUGGACGUCAUCUACAGAACAUCCGCCAUGCUGCUCAUUCCCUGCCAGACAUGCUGAGUCGUAACUACGCCAUGAGAGCGAGUGAUGUCUUUCAAGAAUGUCAACGUUCACACUGCGGCGUGCGACACGGCCCUAUACCCUUCGGAGUCUAUGACAUCAUUGAAGAGAUCCCGAGGGCCGGCAGUCUUGUUGUUGACAUUCACUACCCUGCCGAGAACAGUGAAGCAGAUGACGCCAUGGAACUCAUGCAACGUUCCGCCAAUCGAUGGCAAAGACACAUACAAGCUCCACAGGAUGGAUCAGAGGCCUCGAGUACAGGUGGUAGUUGUGAGGGUUUCAACUUUAACCCUGAUGCUCCGACCUUUGUUCCGCAAAUGCCCAACAUGAACUCUGUCCCUGAAUCCAUUGAAGAUCUACACCAACACUGGCAGCGAACAGCCUUUGCGUGGGAGGGCGAAUCCGCAUCCACAACAGUGAUGACUUGGUUCGUGGAUCAAUAUUACCCAGGCUAUCGAAUUUGUCUCCAGCCACGUCCAGUGCGCCUUUAUGAAGAUUUUUCGAGCUGGGAAAAUCAACUGAGGAGAGUCUGGCAAGACCGUUCAUUACCUGGGGCGCCCAUCAUGAUCCAGGUCGUGGACCCACAGCCUCCCCAAGUUCAUCCUGAAAUUGCUACCCAUGUUCUCUUAGUACAAAACCCACAAGACACGAUGUCGACGAUGGUCCUCACUGGCAUUGAUGACACUGACGCUCGUCAAACAGUCUUCACGCAGAUAGCAGUGACAACGCACGAAAAUUUCAUGCUAGAUCAGAUACUCAUGCUGAUUGGUAUGGGACAACUUUGCCUGGCGAGCGGAACACCGUACCUCUGCAUUGCAUGGUAUGGAAAUACAGCGAUCCCACUUGGGUCUCCAUUUCCGAUACGUGAUGGAUAUGGCAUCCUCUUAAGGAUUGGGUAUAGACCCAUACAGGCAGUACCAGCCGAUGGAAAUGUACUCCUACAAACUGGGUUUCGCAGUUCCCGCACGCACCUGCCUUCCGAUGGAAGACUGAACGGAACAUGCGAGCGCCUAACAGCUGUUACGGUGGCUCACGAACAGCGGCCGCAUGUCUCCGAUCAUGAAUCGCCACAGGCACCAAGUGGGCCUCUUGACUCUCAACCACUCACACUUUGUCUUGACGAUCUUGUGCCGCAAGAGGUCACACAAGAGGCAAUUACAUUGUGGUAUGAACACCCUCUUAUUUUACAACCACCUUUCAUUGUAGUCAACGGCAGUGCUACAGAACAGGAGGUCGCUCAUGCACUGGAAGAGUGGCAGCUGACCGGCCCUUUCGUUCUUGUACAAUCCCACCAACUUGCAGUCAUUCUGGACCCGGAGCAGCAGGAGCAUCUUUGGAUUUAUCUCCCAGAUGAUCCAAAACAACAAACAGACCAAAUCAUGCUGCGCUCAGACGAGAAGAUGACAUUGCACCAACAUAUGCGGCUGUUGUACAAACACGGCUUUGCCAAGGCAGUUGUCAUGGAAACCAUACAGCGACAACCAUUGGUCACAAUUGUCUUCUUCAAGAAUGUCACUGCGCUACCGCCACAGCAGGAAGGCAAGAAGAGGGAACGUACAGCGUGGCCUGAGAAACAAUCCCAACAGUGCAAUCACACGCAGAUCUUUGACAGCCAGCACAUCGAAGAUCGCACACCUGCGGCCAAUCUAUCGCUUGACAUGCCAAUUGAGGAGCUCCAAGCCUUUUUCAAUCCAGAUAAUCAUCCACUACAUCGAGAUUUGAGUGGCUUUGAGAUUCCUGAGAUCUGCCAGAAGCUCAUUGACAACUGCGUCACACAUACGCACAUUGACCGGCUGAUCAUCUACGCAGACGGAUCAUCUCAAAGCAGAUUCAAGCGCAAACCCCCGCUUUGGGUUGAAGAACAUGACAUCAGUGAUUCAUGGUGCUUCGCAGUCUUUGGUGAAAACUACAGCUCUGACAAGCUCAUGUUCAUUGGUCUUCAGUGUCAACAAGUGCUAUAUGAUGAAGCUGCCCCACACCAUCUUGGCACGACACAUCUAGGUGCAGACGCGGCAGAGUGUGAAGCAAUGUGCUGGGCUGCGUUGUGGAGGCUUGCUCAGAAUCAUAGAAAGCCCACAGUGUUCUUGACUGACUCGCAGCUAACCAGAGGACAAGCCAGUGGAGACAUUGGAACCACCAAAAUCAGUCCACCACUGCGAAUGCUACGAGGACUAUUUCAAGCCCUUCAAGCAGCUCUACCAGAGGAUCAGCUGAAAAUUCAACAUGUCAUGGGACAUGCCGGAGACGCUGGCAAUGAGCUGGUUGAUCACUUUGCGAAGCUUGAGGCCACUCGCAGCCUGCAUCUACCUCGACAAGCCUACGACUCACGACGAUGGGCAAAAGAAGAACGAGAAGAUUGGUGGAUGCACCUCUCAGCCUCGCUUUUUCAGCACGUCCAGUCAGACAAGAUUUUCAUUUUGAUCGACGCCAAUGCCGCGACAGGCCCAAAAGAUGAUCGCCAUGUAUUCCAACAUGAUGACCGCAUCUCUGUCAAUACAAAACUCUUCACAGAGUUCUUGCACACAGCAGAUCUGGCAGUACCUUCCACCGGAGAACGCCAUGCUGGUCCACACCACACAUGGAUCAAUCCCAUUGAUGAGGAGCAGUAUAGGCUCGACUACGUGCUGAUCCGCACAGAUAUGAUGGAAGAAUGCGUUCACUCACAAACGGUCCCGGAGUUUGACCUGGGCAACUAUGGCGAUCAUGUCGCAGUUGCGAUACAAAUGCAAUGGGAGACUGCAUGCACGUCUAGUACACGCUCACAUGGACCAGGCAACAAAGGACCUGCAGUUCAAAGAUCAGCAAUUACACAUCAGACCAUGCACGCUGCACUCAUGGAGUACAUCCCACUGCCUUGGUCGACAGACAUUGAAACACAGGUUCAACACAUGAAUACUUUCAUGCAUAGCAGUCUUCGACGUAGAUGCAGCCGGAAGAGUGCCACUCCGAAGAAGUGUUGUCUUUCUGGAGAAGUUUGGAAUCUUCGCUCACAGCGGCUUCGCACCAAAAAGAAGCUGGUGGAAACACAACAGCAUCUACGCUUUGAGCUGCUCUACACCGUCUUCCUGCGAUGGAAAGACAAGUCAAAGAUGUCUGAUCAGUUCAUGUCGCAGUACCAGGCCACAUUGCUCUGCGGCAAGCUCCGCAUUGUUGCCCAACUCCACCGAUUGGACAGACGCAUGCGGCAAGAACUACAACAAGCAAAAGGCCGAGCACUUGACCAGCACCUUCGAGAGAUGCCGCAUGAUGCUCCCGCCUCUGCUGUUCUACAUGAGAUCAAACAAAUCAUUGGAUCCACCAACUACAAGAAGAAGAAGAGUGCUCCGCUACCAUUGAUCAAUCGGCCUGACGGCACGCCCUGCCGAACGACUCAAGAGGUUCGAGAUCGAUGGAUUCAAUUCUUCCAAACCAUGGAAUGUGGAGAGCGUCUCGAAGAUCCUGCACUUCGCCGCAGAUGGAUUGACAGCCUCUCCCAAUUUCGGAAUGAAGCAAUUCAACUUCGAGACAAACUGGUGAAGGAAGACUUAUUGGAUACGGUACCGACACAGAUGAGGGGCCCUUGUCUCCUCCAACCGCUACCAGAUCCAGUACCAGAACAACCCUUUUUAGGACCAACGUGGAUGGACGACCUCGCCAUCUGCAUUUCUGGACCAGAUGCUGACGAGCUUGAGCGCAAGGCUGCCCUCACAGCCGGCAUCCUCUUGGAGACCUGCAUGGAGCACGGAGUCACUCCGAACCUCUCCAGAGGUAAAACGGAGAUUCUUCUUGCACUACGAGGAAGAGGAUCGAGACGCAGCCGUCGGGCCCACUUCAGCGAGCAGCAAGGACAACAAAUGCAAAUUGUCCAUGAGCAUGGGGUGGCGUCGGUUGCCGUGGUCGGAUCCUACGUUCACCUGUGUGGUAAGGCCCAUCACUCAGGGGAGAACAAGGUUGAGGCGCGCCGAAGAGUCAGCAUCGCCAAUGAGGCCUUCAAUCAACAUCGGCGACAACUUUUCCAAAAUCCUCAGAUCCACUUGGUGCGCAGGAGAGAACUCUUCACCACGCUGGUUUUGAGCAAACUUUGCUAUGGGAUGGAGUCUUGGACAUUCAAAGAUCAACAGCUGGUCAACUUCAUCCAUGGAGCCAUCAUUAGACUCUACAAGCGACUUCUCAAAAUCCCGGCAGAUCAUCACAUGGAUGACUAUGAAGUGCUGGCCAUCAGCCAACUACCAUCGCCGAAGACCCUCUUCAGGCGAGCCAGAUUGCGCUAUCUGCUCACGCUGAUCAAUUGCGAAGAUGCAGUACCUUGGGGUCUUUUGCGACAGGACCAGAUUUGGUGCGCUAUGCUCGCUGAUGAUUUGCAAUGGAUGUGGAAGCAACUCUGCAAUACGAGUGCAUUGCGCAAUCCUGCAGAGCACCCUGAAGAGUGGUUUUAUCUUUUGAGAUUUCACAAGAAGUACUGGAAGACCCUUGUACACAGAGCCACGACGCUGGACAUUAUGAAGAACAGCGACAACUGGCAGCUGCGCACAAUUCACUUCCAGGUCUUCGAUCACCUACAGUCUGCUGGCGAACUUUCAAGUGCCCCACCACGACUGGAGGAACAACCGUGUGAGGGAUUUUUUGGAUGCCUUGCCUGCCGUAAAAAAUGCAGAACAAAAGCCGGUGAAGCAGCACAUAUGUUCCGAUGCCAUGGCAAAGUUGCUGAUUUCAGGUGCUUCAGUGACACCACAUCCUGUCCUGCGUGUCUACGUGAAUAUCAUACUGUGGAUCGUCUACACGCACAUCUUCGACAAGGACGUAGAUGUCAAGAGCGACUGAGAGGUAUGAAAAUGCGACGACCAAUCACACCUGGCAUUGGCUCGCACUUCAAUGACGUCCUGAAGCAGCAACAUGAUGGGCUCCUGCCCUUUCAACAUGCGGCAGGGCCAGAAGCGCGACCAGUCCCUUCAGUUGCAGCAAGCACAUAUGACUUGGUGAUCUACGAGAGCAUCGCCUUGAUUAGCUUUGAACAAGGAUGCAAUGGAAGAGACCAUCUCAGCACACAACUCUUUGCCACAGUCAGAGAACUGGAAACAUCCUGGACCUCUUUGACCAGAACAGUGGACCAACUCUUGGCCGACUUCAACGAUGAGAACUGCGACUUGGCGCAGAUCCAGAAGUCUGUGCUCCAUCGGAUUCUAGACAGCCUCCGUGACCCGAGUAAUUGGCCCUUCAUGACCAAUACGGUGGGAGUGCCCGAAGCCGGACAUCGCGUUGAGCAGCUAGAUACCUACGAAGUUUGGAGCGAAGGCCUUGCACAGGACCACACAGCGGUCCCUUGGCGCCCUCACCAGGAAUCUCCACACCGCCCAUUUGCGGAGAAGAUCAUUCUACACGCAUAUUCGGGGAGGAGGCGACCUGGUGAUGUGCAGUGGUUCCUUGAGGAGUGUGCCACACAACAUCCUGCAGCGAUCCUACACGUCAUAUCGCUUGACAUUGUCAUUGACUCGCACUACGGCAACAUUGGCCGCGCCGAAGUACGAGAACAAUGGUACGCUGGCAUGAGACAAGGAUAUGUAGCAGGUUUUUUGAGUGGGCCACCAUGCUGCACUUGGUCCAAGGCCAGGGGGAAACAAAUCCAGGGAAAGACCACAAUAGGACCCCGAAUCCUUAGGGACGCUGACCAUCUUUGGGGAUUUGAUUCUGUUUCCAUCAAAGAAAUGCUGCAGCUGAUGGACGGCCACCAAUUGCUGGGUUUCAGUGUCAUCGCAAUGACCAUUCUUGCCACUACGGGCGGCGCUGCGAUCCUCGAGCAUCCCGCUGAACCUGAAGAGCCCGAGCUUGCUUCAAUAUGGAAGCUCCCACUUCUUCAGCUUCUGACCCGUUUACCAGGCAUGAGACAUUUGAACAUGGCACAAGGCCUGCUAGGUGCGCCCAGUCCGAAACCAACCGGACUGCUGGUUUUGAAUCUCCCCACAUUGCCACAAUGGCUGGUCCGCUGGGCAGUCUGCCCUGACCCACCAAAGGGACGCAGCAUUGGAACAGACAGCACAGGUGUGUACAGAACGGCGGAACUUAAAGAAUAUCCGCCAGCCAUGUGCGCUGCCAUUGCACGAGCCUUUUCCGAUGCCACGCUGACAGCAAUCCCGAAGGACAUUGCACAGGAUGUACAGCAUGUUCCUCAGGACUUUUUGCACCUCUGCAGUAGCAUGAUUAGCCAUGACUUUGGCGCAGAGUAUGGUCCGGAUUGCGUCACGUGA
This is a messenger RNA of Cladocopium goreaui, 7581 nucleotides long. NCBI's taxonomy places the organism in Eukaryota, Dinophyceae, Suessiales, Symbiodiniaceae. The record is from the annotation of a GenBank genome assembly.